CAUUUUACUUUAUUGGUUGCCGAAGACGUCUGCCAACUCUCCUCCUUCCGGUCUACGUCGUUGCUAGGUAACAGCUCCUAUGCAUUCCUUCUCGUCUCCGUUAUAGGAGCUAGCAUAAAUGCUAUGAUAAACAGCUACAGUUUACGGAGAAAAUCGAGCAGUUUGUGUUUUUCAAAAGCUGCUUUCUGGGAGCCAUGACAGCGAUUAAAGAUGGGGAGUACACGGCGACCAUCUACAAACUGAUUAAAGACGGACAAUAUGUAGAGGCAAUUCAUAUUCUAAACGGCCAACUUCAGAAACACACCAAGUCCAGAGCGGCGCUGUCCCUGCUGGGGUUCUGCUACUACCACAUCCAGGACUUCAGCAGCGCCGCGGAGUGCUACGAGCAGCUCACCCAGCUGCAUCCCGAGGUGGAGGAGUACAAGCUGUACUCUGCCCAGUCGCUGUACAAAGCCGGGGCUUACUCUGAGGCCACCAAGGCCUCGUUUGUCCUGGACAACCCCAGCAGCCACACCAAGAUGGUGAAGCUCCAGGCAUGUAUCAAAUUUUGUGAGGAGGAUUAUUCUGCAGCCAAGCUGCUGCUGGAGCAGCUGCCACAGGACGACCCAGACUACGUCUACAACAUGGGCUGCUUGCUCUACCAGGAAGGCAAGUACGAGGAGGCCUGCAAGAAGUUCAUGACAGCCAUGCAGAUGUUGGGAUACGUCCCAGCGUUGUCCUACAACAUCGCCCUGGCCUACUACAGCAUGAAGAACUAUCCGCAGGCCGUCAAAUACAUCACAGAGGUCAUAGACCGAGGAAUGAGUGAACACCCAGAGCUGGACGUCGGGGUGAAAACGGAAGGCUUCGACGUUCACAGCGUGGGAAACACUCUGGUCCUGCAUCAGUCGGCUCUGAUCGAAGCCUUCAACCUCAAAGCAGCCAUCGAAUAUCAGAUGAAGAACGGGCAAGCAGCUCAGGAGGCGCUGACUGACAUGCCGCCGAGGUCAGAGGAGGAGCUGGACCCCGUGACGCUGCACAACCAGGCUCUGGUGAACAUGGAGCAGAAGCCUUCAGAGGGAUUUGAGAAGAUGGCGUUUCUGCUGCAGCAGCCGUCCUUCCCCCGGGUCACGUUCGGAAACCUGCUGCUGCUCUACUGCAAACACGAGUACUUUGACCUGGCGGCCGACGUCCUGGCAGAAAACGCUCACCUCACCUACAAGUUCCUCUCUCCGUACAUGUACGAGUUCCUGGACGCGUUACUGACCUGCCAGACGGCACCAGAGGAGGCCUUUAGAAAGUUUGAAGAGAUGAACAGCAAAUUAACAGAGCAACUUCGCAAGCUGGCAAAGCAGGUUCAGGACACCAGGCACACCAGAGACGACGAGGUCCAGAGCAAAACGCUGCAGGACUACGACCUGCUGCAGGAGAAGUACGUCGUGGUUCUGAUGGCGCAGGCGAAGAUCUACUGGAACCGCGAGAACUUCCAGAUGGUGGAGAAGAUUUUCCGAAAGUCGGUGGAGUUCUGCAACGACGACGACACCUGGAAGCUGAACGUGGCUCACGUCCUCUUCAUGCAGAACAAGUACAAGGAGGCCAUCAGCUUCUACGAGCCCAUCGUCAAGACGCUCUACGACUCCAUCCUGGACGUGAGCGCCGUGGUUCUGGCCAACCUGUGUGUCUCCUACAUCAUGACCAGCCAGAACGAAGAGGCUGAAGAGCUGAUGAGGAAGAUUGAGAAAGAGGAGGAGCAGAUCUCCUACGAUGAUCCAGACAAAAAGGUUUUCCACCUCUGCAUCGUCAACUUGGUCAUCGGGACGUUGUACUGCGCCAAAGGGAACUACGACUUCGGCAUCUCCCGAGUCAUAAAGAGCCUGGAGCCGUAUAACAAGAAGGUUCGUCAUUUUAUUCUGUCGUUUCCUGAUGAACUCAGCCAGCAGGGGGCGGUAGCGCCAAGAUUUCCAACAUUAAACCUGCAUCAAAGAAGAACAUCCUGAGCACGGCUAACGCAGUGCUGGGUUCUCCCAACAUUUACACAGUUGGCUGGUUUCUCCUCAUCAUCAACGUUUGCAGCUCAAAGGAAACAAAAUCAGGACAAAUAAGGUUAAUGUGGAGAAACUCAAAAUGUGCUUCACUGGCGCUUCCACAGAAAAGUGGGACUGAUCAUGUGCAAAGUGGACAGAAAUGCAAACUUUAUCCGCUGUUUCUAACGGUAACAGAAAUUUUCUUCCAACACGCGACAGAAACCUCAAAUCAGAAAUUACUAUUUGCUUAAAAUUUGCUUUUUCUUCACUUUUUUCAGAUAUUUUUCUUUGUUGAUGACAAUCAUGUUUUCUGAAGGAAAUAUUGAAAUUAGAUGCAAAUGAUUCACUGAACAAUUAAUGUAGCAAAUAAUGGGCAUAAUUUUUGCCUUAAAUAUUUAUUAUUAUAUAUUUUUUCAGCUUUGGUUCUGAAUAUUCAGAUUCACAAGCAAAGAAAUUAUAAAAAAUCUGUCAACUUCUGAAAUAUUUUCCAAUGUAACUGUGUGUUUAGAGGCUGGUCAGAUUCCUGCUCUGCCUCUAAAUACAAUACAAACUUCUGCAGGUUGGUUGUUUUCCAGCUUAAGUGAGCGGCUCUGCAGGACUCAGCGGUUCUGGUUGGGAUCUUUGAUCCGGUCCAGACUCUGUCUGCAGCUGAGUCCGCUAAGCUGCAGCUGGAAACACAACAAUCAACUCAGGAAUGUGAAGUCAAGCAGGAAAACUGGCUUCACUUCAGACAGAGGCUUGUUUUUAAAGAGCUUAAUUACAAAAUGUUUGUAACAAUGACUUAAUUUCUCGUUGUGUGUGCAUGUGUGUGUGUGUGUGUGUGU
Messenger RNA from Poecilia reticulata (guppy), 2827 nucleotides. The record is from RefSeq and is a predicted model, not a curated record. Lineage: Eukaryota; Metazoa; Chordata; Actinopteri; Cyprinodontiformes; Poeciliidae.